This is a messenger RNA of Labeo rohita (rohu), 4641 nucleotides long. RefSeq names its product solute carrier family 17 member 6a (gene slc17a6a). The record is from RefSeq and is a predicted model, not a curated record. The transcript is spliced from 12 exons. Gene Ontology annotation, molecular function: L-glutamate transmembrane transporter activity; neurotransmitter transmembrane transporter activity. The coding region runs from base 474 to 2237 and encodes 587 amino acids. Gene Ontology annotation, biological process: monoatomic anion transport; synaptic transmission, glutamatergic; regulation of synapse structure or activity. Lineage: Eukaryota; Metazoa; Chordata; Actinopteri; Cypriniformes; Cyprinidae. Gene Ontology annotation, cellular component: excitatory synapse; synaptic vesicle membrane.
CGCAGCACACUCGCUGUCUGCGGGUUCAUGGAACAGCUGGACGGACGCGCGCGUUCUCUGUCCACGGUACUGAACGAGAUCCCGCGCCUAGUGUUGGGCUCCACCGCGCCAGAUUUCUUUUCUAGCUCUUUCUUUGUUAUUUUUCUGCUUCGGGCUUUUUUUCGAAGGUGAAUUCUGAUGGAAUAUUCUUGUUUAUAGUUCAAAAAUAUGUCGACAAAAUGGAAAAGCGAAGAAUCACAGAAGUCGAAGAAAAGGGAGUUUCAAAGGACAUUUCAGUGACUGUGAAUCAAGCUUUUAAUUGAGUGAUUAUCUUGGUGUUUUAUAGGUCGGCUACAAGGAAUAAUAAACGCAAUUUUUUACCGGCUCAAAAAUACUGCUCAGGUUUCCACACUCAAGGAAUAUGCUGAAACAUCUUACAGCCAAUUCAAAUUAAAAAAAUUGUAUUAAUAUCGAGUGGAAUUUUAUCUUUGGAGAUGGAUACUAUGAAGGAACGAGUUUUGGCGCCCGGUAAGGAAAAGAUGAAGAAUCUGGCCGGAAAAACCCUGGGACACAUGCACAGGGUGAUGGAGAGGAAGCAGAAGACGGGUGAGGUUAUAGAGCUGACGGAGGACGGGCGGCCCACUCAAGUGCAGGAGAAGAAACCUCCUCUGUGCGACUGUACGUGUUUCGGGCUGCCGCGCCGCUACAUCAUCGCCAUCAUGAGCGGCCUCGGCUUCUGCAUAUCGUUCGGAAUCCGUUGUAACCUCGGAGUCGCGAUCGUCGACAUGGUCAAUAACAGCACCAUUCACCGGGGCGGCAAGAUCAUCAUCAAAGAGAAAGCAAAGUUUAAUUGGGAUCCAGAGACGGUGGGAAUGAUCCACGGCUCGUUUUUCUGGGGCUAUAUAGUGACACAGAUCCCAGGAGGAUAUAUAUCCUCACGACUGGCUGCCAACAGGGUGUUUGGUGCUGCUAUCCUGCUCACGUCAACUCUCAAUAUGUUCAUCCCCUCUGCUGCGCGUGUGCACUACGGCUGUGUCAUCUUUGUGAGGAUACUGCAGGGCCUUGUCGAAGGUGUGACCUACCCAGCAUGCCAUGGGAUUUGGAGUAAAUGGGCUCCACCCCUCGAGAGAAGUCGCUUAGCAACCACCUCUUUUUGUGGAUCAUACGCGGGUGCUGUGGUGGCCAUGCCGUUGGCUGGAAUAUUAGUGCAGUACUCAGGCUGGUCUUCUGUCUUCUAUAUAUAUGGCAGUUUUGGGAUUGUCUGGUACAUGUUUUGGAUUUUGGUUUCAUAUGAGAGCCCAGCAGAUCAUCCCACCAUUACAGAUGAAGAGAGGACUUACAUAGAGGAGAGUAUUGGAGAAAGUGCCAAACUACUGGGGGCGGCUGAGAAAUUCAAGACGCCCUGGAGGAAGUUCUUCACCUCCAUGCCGGUCUAUGCAAUCAUUGUGGCCAACUUCUGCAGGAGCUGGACCUUCUAUCUGCUGCUCAUCAGUCAGCCAGCAUACUUUGAAGAAGUGUUUGGCUUUGAAAUCAGUAAGGUUGGUAUGGUCUCUGCUCUACCCCACCUGGUCAUGACCAUCAUAGUGCCAAUUGGCGGCCAACUGGCUGACUUCCUACGCAGCAAAAACAUCUUAACCACCACCACUGUCAGGAAAAUCAUGAACUGUGGAGGGUUCGGAAUGGAGGCCACUCUGCUGUUAGUGGUUGGUUUCUCUCACAGUAAAGGUGUGGCCAUCUCAUUUCUGGUGCUAGCUGUUGGUUUUAGCGGCUUCGCUAUAUCAGGUUUUAAUGUCAACCACUUGGACAUUGCGCCGAGGUAUGCCAGCAUACUGAUGGGUAUUUCUAAUGGAGUGGGAACUCUGUCUGGUAUGGUCUGCCCUCUGAUUGUAGGUGCUAUGACCAAAAACAAGACUCGUGAGGAAUGGCAGAACGUGUUCCUGAUCGCCUCGCUGGUGCAUUACGGCGGCGUGAUCUUCUAUGGGAUUUUUGCGUCCGGCGAGAAGCAGCCGUGGGCCGAUCCAGAGGAGACCAGUGAGGAGAAGUGUGGCUUCAUCGAUGAAGACGAGUUAGCGGAGGAGACCGGUGACAUCACGCUGAGCCACGCUCCUUUUGGAGGCCAGGCCGCUCUUGGGGGCCCCGCCAAAACAUAUGGGGCCACGACGCAGCUGAACGGGGGAUGGGCGAAAGGCUGGGAGAAAACCGAGGAAUACAUCCAGGAGGACGCCGAGCAGACGUAUACGGGAGACGGGUACUCCUAGAUAUUUAUUCGCAAUGAGUCUUAACAAAUCUUAAAAAAAAAAAAAAAAAGUCAAAGCAAAAAGAAAUAAAGAGAGAUGAAUGAGUGAUAAUAGACUCUGUAUUUAACAAGCGUAGCUACAGAAGUCAGAGACGUUUUUCAAAAGAGUCUUUAUCUAAUCUAAAGUGAAUAGAGAAGAUAUUUAAGAGGGCAUAAUGUAUUCAGAGAUAUCAAUUAGAAUAUACUGAUAAUUAUAUGAAAAAAAAAAACAUAUUUAGGAUUAUAUAAAGAAUAUAUGGCUAUGUAAAUGUUUCCUUUAAAAAUACAGAUAUGUUCAGUUAUUACUGUGGUUUAUGACAUUUAAUCAACUGACAAUAUUUAAUAGCACAGACAUCUGUAAUCAAAGCACAGGUCUUGGCUGUUUUUGCAGGUUUAGACUAGUUUUGUUUUAGUUUUGUGUCUUCUACUGUAACUUUAGCAGAUGAGUAGUUUAAUCGGUCAGGACCAAUUAGAGUAGAGUAGAGAUGAGUAGUUUAGACUAAUGUAGUUUUGUUCAAAAGAAACAAGUGUUUCACUCUGGUUUACAGAGCUCUUGCCAUUGACCUUACAGAAAAUAUGCAAAAUUUGGGUUAUUUAACUAUAUUAUAUAACUUAAACCUGCAAAGAAUGCUGUUUAUCAUUAUGUACGUGUACUAUAUUACACAUUAUAAAUUAGUCCCUUUAUUUGGGACACAAACCUAGAAGAUAGAGCAAAAUAGACAUUUACUGUUUGAUGCAGAGAGAAUCUAAAAUAGCACAAAUUUGCAAAACAUAACUGCUAUAUCUGAAUAACGAUGUGUAUUAAAAUAUGUGUGAAAUAUACUGAUAAACCUUUAAAUGUUGAAACGUCCUAAAGUACACUUGAGAACUUUUUAAAGUGCAAUCUUGUAUAAAUUUUGUUCAGCUAUAGUUACAUCGACAAUACAUUCAAGUGUGUGCUUGGCAAUACAGUCCUGUAUUUUAAGUGGUAUUAAGCUGGUCUUCAUUUAAAAUGUUCCAUUUUAACCAACACGUAAUGACAAACCAGUCAUUUUCUAAGAUCCUUUGAAUGCACUGACAUGUUGUUAUUUGGGAAAACAAGUAAUUUCUAUCUUAAGUAUGUGUUUUUGACAUGGAUUUACUGUUUCUGUGAGACUGUUGUGAAUCUGGGUCAGUGAUAUCUGUGCUUACUGUUCUUAUUGGGCCAUAUUUAUCAUAGAAACCUUCCAUUCGGGAUGUGUAUUGUGAUGCCAUUGAGAUCAUUCCAUAUGUAUGGUCAAAUCCUGAUCAUCUGAUGUAUUUAAGUGUUGCCAUGCAAAGCUGAUGUAAUAUGUUGAGAGAUUUUCACAAAACCUUCAGGAUGUGCAGGUUCUAUUUAAUCUAAAAACUCAAAGAAAUGAAGAAUUAAGAAAAUGUAUAUUGCAUUAAGAAAAUGAAGCCUGCUUUUAGGACCAUUGCAUUAUUUAUAUAUAUAUUUUUUAAUAUAAAUACAUUUAUUACAAUUAAGCACAUCCCAAAAUCUCAUUACCGUGAUGCAAAACUAAAGAAAUAAAUACAAUCAAACAUAAUAUUUAUAAUAAAUGCUGUCAAUGUAAUAAUGAAUAAUAAUAACAACAACAAUAUGAAUAAUGGUCCUAAAGCUUGAUUUUCUUUGAAAAUUGCGCAUGUUUUUGUGAGAUUCACGCUGAUUCUUUAUUCAUGACACAAACCAGUGUGUUGUGUUUAGUCAACCAGCAGUAAUCUAAAGAUGUGUCAAAGUCUUAAACAAAAAAAAAAUAUAUAUAUAUAAUAAUAAUAACAAAUAAAUAAAAAGAUACCUACUAAGAACAUGUACUGCAAUAAUUUACUGAUAACAUCAGCAAUCUUAUUAUAUUCAACAUCUAAUUCAUUCAAGAAAUCUGAAUUGUGUCUAGUUUACAGAGUCAUUCGAAUGGCUGCGAAAGUCUUAUUGAUGCUUCAGAAUCCGCUUAUAUAUGUUCUGGUCAGAAAAUUUAAAAGGCCAUUUUCAGAGAUUGGAAUCUGAGCCAUGCUUUAAUUUGUUCUAAAACUCAGCUAGAUGUUUUCUAGAUUUGUGUAUUUUGUGAUGAAUUUAUCACAAACUUAAAGCUCUUUUCAUGGCCUCUUGCCUGAGACUGAAGUGCACAAGUGAUUGUUAUAUUCUAUUGUUGUGUCAAAUAGAGCGAUUUGUUGAUGUCAAAAAGUGUUAAACUGUAUGAAUUGCUCACUAAGUGUGAUUUUAUAUACAAUUAUUCAAAUCAAGACAUAAUUAUGUCUCUCAUUUGAUUUUUGCGACUGGUGGACCAAAAUGUAAAGGUUUUGAAAAGAUAAGAGUUGAUGUUCUUUAUAGAGUGUGAUGAUUAUUUUUGCAUGAUAUAGUCAUUAAAAUCAUCCUGGGCAUUGAUUUGAAA